Perca flavescens (yellow perch) is the source of this 2055-nucleotide messenger RNA. RefSeq names its product cytochrome P450, family 4, subfamily V, member 2a (gene cyp4v2a). Lineage: Eukaryota; Metazoa; Chordata; Actinopteri; Perciformes; Percidae. The transcript has 11 exons. The record is from RefSeq and is a predicted model, not a curated record. Gene Ontology annotation, molecular function: oxidoreductase activity, acting on paired donors, with incorporation or reduction of molecular oxygen; heme binding; iron ion binding. Bases 27 to 1574 code for a protein of 515 amino acids.
AGGCUGCUAUUGUAUACAGCAGAAACAUGGCUGUACUCGGGAGCUACUCGGCCCCUUUACUUGGAAUCAGCAUCUUCAUCGCUACUCUGACCUACAUCACCUACAAGCUGCUCAGCGGUUACCUGCACAAAUGGUUCACGAUGAAGCCUAUUCCUCAGGCCGACGGAACUCAUAUCUUUAUUGGAAAUGCAUUCCAGUUCAAAUACAAUGCCGGAGAUUUCUUUCAGCAAAUUAUGGACUUUACCCGUGACUUCGCGAACGCUCCGCUAUUUAAACUCUGGAUUGGACCAAUCCCAUUUGUGAUCCUGUUUCAUCCUGAAACAGUUGAGACGGUUCUGACCAACGCUGUUCACAUGGAGAAAUCCUAUGCGUACAAAUUCCUCCACCCUUGGCUUGGAACUGGCCUGCUUACUAGCACUGGCCUUAAGUGGCGUCAGCGGCGGAAGAUGUUGACCCCCACCUUCCACUUCUCCAUCCUGACGGACUUCUUGGAAGUGAUGAACGAGCAGGCAGAGAUCCUGGUGCAGAAGCUGGAGAAGCAGGUGGGGAAGGGUCCAUUCGACUGCUUCAGCCACGUAACCCUGUGUGCCCUGGACAUCAUCUGUGAAACUGCAAUGGGGAAAAAAAUUUAUGCCCAAAGUAAUUCUGACUCAGAGUAUGUUAAGUCAGUGUACAAAAUGAGUGACAUUGUCAGCCGCAGACAGAGGUCUCCUUGGUUUUGGCCUGACUUUGUGUACAGCUACUUUGGUGAGGGUCGGAAGCAUGACAAGACCCUCAAGAUCCUGCACUCCUUUACAUACAAAGUGAUCCACGAAAGAAUGGAGAACAUUUCCUAUAAUGAAUCAGACAGCGACUCUGACAAGGGCACGAAGAAAAGACGAGCAUUUCUGGACAUGCUCUUGAAGACCACAUAUGAGGAUGGCAGCAAAAUGAGCCAUCAGGACAUUCAGGAAGAAGUGGACACCUUUAUGUUUGAGGGACAUGAUACUACAGCAGCCUCUAUGAACUGGACCAUACAUCUGCUGGGCUCCCACCCUGAGGCGCACAGGAAAGUUCAACAAGAGCUUCAGGAGGUCUUCGGUACAUCUGACCGGCCCGUAAACACAGAGGACCUGAAGAAGCUCAAAUACCUGGAGUGUGUGAUCAAGGAGGCGCUGCGACUGUUUCCCUCUGUGCCUUUCUUUGCCCGCAGCAUCGGUCAAGACUGCCACAUCAAUGGAUUCAAGGUGCCCAAAGGUGCCAAUGCCAUCAUCAUUACCUACUCUCUCCACCGUGACCCGCGGUACUUCCCAAACCCCGAGGAGUUCCGGCCUGAGCGCUUCCUGCCUGAGAAUUCAGUGGGAAGGCCUCCGUAUGCGUACAUCCCCUUCUCCGCUGGACUCCGCAACUGUAUCGGUCAACGUUUUGCACUUAUGGAAGAAAAGGUGAUCUUGGCGUCCAUUCUGCGUAACUUUAGCGUUGAAGCUUGUCAGACACGUGAAGAGCUGCGGCCGUUAGGAGAGCUCAUCCUGCGACCAGAGAAGGGCAUCGUGAUCAAACUGGAAAAGAGGAAACCCCCAACUUCAUCAAAGUAGCCGGUUCACAGAAGCUAUUUUCUAGAUUUCCCUUCCUUCGUGGCCUUUAUUCACAAAACAUCCUGUCCACCAGCCAAAUGGCUAGUGAAUGCUUACUUUUUUACCAGCCAAUCAAUAGAUAAGGGACUGUUUGUUACUUAUUUAAGGGGCCACCGGAGGAGUUACGAUAUCUUUAGUCAAAAUAGACUUGACCCUCCCUUCGCCAGCGAUACACUUUUCUAUGACCCUCCAAAAUGUUUGGGAAAAGAGGCAUGACCCUCCCCAAUAAUUUAUUGAUAAAUAGGUAAAUAGGUAAAGCUGCCAAAAGCUGAACAUUAUCGAAAACUCCAUUUCUCAGACGAGCGUCAAUUUGGGAGCUUGCAUGCUACCACUCCUUCCUUCUCAAAUGCCUUGAAAAGGCUGUCAUUUGCACAAUUUCUCAAAAAAGGUUGGGUGACCCUCCCCUCAACAAAGAAUAAACAGACAUGACCCUCCCCUAUUU